Laccaria bicolor S238N-H82 is the source of this 1542-nucleotide messenger RNA. RefSeq lists its product as uncharacterized. Gene Ontology annotation, molecular function: GTP binding. NCBI's taxonomy places the organism in Eukaryota, Fungi, Basidiomycota, Agaricomycetes, Agaricales, Hydnangiaceae. The record is from RefSeq and is a predicted model, not a curated record. The transcript has 4 exons. The coding region runs from base 1 to 1542 and encodes 513 amino acids.
AUGGGAGCCACAGGUGCUGGAAAAUCAUCGUUAAUCAAGGCCAUCACUGGUAUUCAGACCGAUGUCGCAAAUGGCCCAGAGUCUGGAACAAGCGAGGUCAAGGAAUAUUUCUUUCACCCAUCAAACGGACAACCCUUCAUACUCCUUGACACGCCUGGUUUUGAUGAUUCUACCGGUGACGCCAAACGAUCCGAUUUGGGCAUUAUGACGAAGUUAAAGUCCUUCCUUAAAACAUAUGGCGACAGCCGCAAAUUGUCAGGUCUCCUUUACUUACACAACAUACAAGACGAACGAGACAAAGGUCCCUCACAGCGCUGCUUGACGGCGAUGAAUACCCUCUGUGGGCAUGAUCUGAUGAAGAAAAUCGUUGUCAUCACCACUUUUUGGGAUGAUGUCCCAGUUGAAGAGGGAGUGGAGUAUGAGGAUAGAUUACGAAAGAAGUACACCUACAAAACAUUCUCUGACGCAGGUGUCAAGUUUGUCCGAUGGCAAAAUGAUGCCACUGACAAGGCGCUUACGGAUUUGAGAGUGGAUUCUCUGGCAUCCAUUCUAUUCGACCUCGCUGCGCUUGGUUCCGCUUCUUCUGUGAUGCCGAAGGAGCCUGGUCAUGUAACUAAAGGAACAGGGGCCCGGGAGGGGGAGGAAACAUCCGAGUUGACUGCAAAUCAGGAACUUGCGCGUGGUCUGCCAGGCGCAGAUGACGUCGAACCUAUGGUGGGACUCGUAGAAGGAACAACGCAGCAGGAGGGGAAUGCGAAGCCACAAGAUAUCAGUUCGGAGACCACUCUCAUCGCAAAUCUGAGAAAUGAGCUAGGACUUCUCAAGGACAGGCAUGCGGAGGACAUUCGCGAUUUCCAAUCUGAAAUUAAACAACUGAAGGACGACCAUGCCAACUCAAUCUCCCACCAAACGCAACUCGCGGAAACAUGCAAAAUUCUCUCGACCACUGUUUCAGGACUAUCCCUGUCGUUAACGGACUUACGCAAGACCUCCAAGCAAGCACUCGCCGACCUUAUUCGGGAGUGUCAGAUCCUCUGCGCUACAGCAAGGGAAGGGGAGAGGUCUUCCAAGUCUGACCUCCUAUCUUCCCAGCUUGUGCAGGCGAGGUUAGCCGCAGAACUUGAAGAAGCUCGCUUGGAAUUGGCGAAGAUUAAGUCAGAUCUUCUUCAAGCAUCUCAGCGAGAACGACCCGAGGGAUUGUGCUCAUGUUUAAUCAUGAAAUCCGCGCCGGUAAAAGGGAAGGAAAAGAAAAGGCUGGAUUACGAUGCCUCGUUGGAAGAUCAGAGCCCCUCUACGGAGGUGUUCCAACCUGAGAGCGAUAUAGAGUGGGGGACAACUUCGCCAGCCGACGAUGAUACCGAGGAUGGUGAUGGAUGGGGUUCGGAAUUUCUCACACCCAGUGAGGGAGAUGCCGUUCAGCAGGGUUCACAUUCGGACGUGAAAGAGGCCGAGACCGUCCCAAAAAUGCUCUCCGAGCUUGCGGACAUGAUAUACAAGGAGAAGGAUGCGCCAAUUGUAUUUCAACAAUGGCGUUGGGUUUGA